AUGCGACUCGCCUGUCGCAGGGGGUGCGACUCUUUCACCGAGGUGAAACGGCUUGCCAUCUAUAUUAACGCUAUAAAGGUCAUGUUACGACUCUUGCAUGUGAUACAUAGGCACCAGGGGAUCAAGCUUUCAGAUAAAGGGGAGCUGGCUGAUGAUGAGCCUACAGAGAAUGGAGUUGUGCUGUCUGGUGGAGGAGGACACUUUGAAGAGGCAGUGGUUGCGAUGCAGUCUCUGGGGACCAAAAAUGAAGAGCCAGGAUUGCUUCGCUCCGCCUGCCUUACAGACCCCAACCCUGAUCUGGAACCAUAUGCUGACCCGGAACCUGAGCUAGAACCCAAUCUAGCACCUGCUCUAGACCCAAUGAGAGGGCUAGAACCCAAUCUAGAACUUGCUCUAUGUCCAGAACAAAGAAGCAGUCCAAACAAAACCAGCAGUCCUAAAGCAGCAAGGAAGCCUGAACCAACAAACAAGCUAAACCGCAAUUACACUCUGGAAGCAUCCAAUGACCUGGAAACCAAUCUAGAACAACAAGAACAAAAAAUCGAGCUAGAACCUCCUGUAGAACCUAAGUCACAACACUGGAAGAUGCGUAUGAAGCACCAUAGCUGUGAAUCAGUGCAUGUGGAGACGGUUCUUGCUCUCAGUGCAGCCUUGGUUGUUGCUCAGAUUGUGCUUGCUCAGUGGAAGUAAAGACACUGUUGAACAUACAAGUUAGUCACACUGCUGCAGAUGUGGGUUGUUCCUCUUUAUUUCACCAUCAGAAUUUACUGGUGGAGAACCCUGUCCAUGCAGGGAAUGCUCUCAAUUAUUGCCAGUUACAUCAUUUUCAGAACAACCUGCAAGACUCUCUCAGGAAAAAUACCACGAUUGGUGUACAAAUGGUUCCUUCUGACCUAUGUACUGAGUUGUGCAAUUCGAAUUGUGGGUUAUCAAGCCCUAAUCUUUAUCAUGUCUGGAUUUAAUUUUUUUAUUUACAUAGCUAUUUUUGGUUACAACAUCAGUGGCAUACCAAGAAGAAAUUUGGCCAAUGACAUCUGCGCACUCCGCGGGCAGAAAAUUUUUGUGGAUAUAAAUGAAGAAGGGAUCAUUGAAAAUACCUACCAGCUGUCCUGUAAUCAUGUCUAUCCUUUCCAUGAAUUCUGCAUCUGUGGUUGGUGCAUUGCUGGCAAGAACCAGAAUUGCCCAUACUGCCCUGAAAAAGCUGAUUUGAAGAGGAUGUUAAGCCCAAAUCUUUAAACCCGUGUAUUGUAUGGACAACUUUUCAACAGGCUCUGCUAUCUGGUGGUUUGGCAACAAGUUGCUGUAGGCAUCAUCCAAGGCAUUAAUUACUCACUGGGUCUAGAGUAG
Messenger RNA from Mesitornis unicolor (brown roatelo), 1347 nucleotides. RefSeq names its product ring finger protein 175 (gene RNF175). Lineage: Eukaryota; Metazoa; Chordata; Aves; Mesitornithiformes; Mesitornithidae. The transcript has 9 exons. Gene Ontology annotation, cellular component: endoplasmic reticulum membrane; Golgi membrane. Gene Ontology annotation, molecular function: ubiquitin protein ligase activity; metal ion binding. The record is from RefSeq and is a predicted model, not a curated record.